CCGCGGGAGCUGGGCUGUGAGGAGCUGCCGGGGCUGCGGGGCUGUCCUCCUGCUAGUCCAGCGCCGGGCGCCGAAGCUCACUGCCCACAGCCAGGAUGCUCCUCAGCUUCCGCAGGAACCGCCGGAGCCAGUUCAAUCACAUCAUCCAUGGCUUCCUCCCAGCAGCCAGUAUUGCUCCGAAGCCCGCUGUACCGCGCACACCUCCUCCCCGGAGCCCCAACCCGUCUCCAGAGAGACCCAGGUCUGCUCUGGCUGCAGUCAUCCUGGCGACCACGUUGACUGGACAGACAGUGGCCAUUCCCCAGCCUCGCCAGAGAUCCCGGUCUGAGAGUGACGCCUCCUACGUUGAAAAGGACAGCUUCAUCGAGCCCUAUGCCACCACCUCAGAGCUGAGGCCUCGGCAAAGCUGGCAGAAUGAGCCGGGAAGAACUUCCUUACCGUCCUUCGAGACUUUAGGCUGUGGGGAGGACGGGGAUGCUGAAACACAGGUGUCAACCAGCUACAGGGAGUCAGAGUCCAGCACCUGGAAGGAUAUGGGAGAUGGCAGAGAUGCUGCCUAUGCUGUGCCUCACAGGAAUCAGGGACUGUUGUCACAGAAUAUGGUGAGAGAAGAUGAUGUUUCUGAGCAAGAUGGACUAUCACACUUAUCCUCCUCUUCCUCCUCUCUCACACCACAGUACGCUCAACAGAAAGAUGGUAAAUACUCUGUUCUGAAUCUAGAGGAUGAGAAAGUGCCAUUACGUGAAAAACCUCCUCCCUCUCCAGAUGUAGCUGGGAGAGUACAUCAAAGAUAUACAGAAAUGACCAAAGAAAAGUUUGAGGAGUUAAAAGAAGAAACCGUGCAUCUACACGCUGCAAACCAGUCCCUUAGCCUGGAACUGAGCGCCAUGAGACAAGCAAUGAGGGAGUUACAGCUGCAGCUUAGGAGAGCGGGGAAGGACAGCCGGAGGCUGAAGGAGGCAGAAAAGGCAGCCUCUCAGGAAGUAGCCACACCUGAAUUACUUUGCCUAAGGAAGCAAAACCAAGACCUGCUGGAUGAAAACAGGGGGUUGAAGAUGAUUGUCCAUCGUCUGAAUGUAGAACUCAGUCGCUACCAAACAAAAUUCAGGCAUUUAUCUGAGGAAGAGUGUUCCCAAAUCGAAGGCCUCCCAUCAAAGGGCCCCACACCCCCCUGGUUGUUGGAUAUAAAGUACCUCUCCCCACUGUUGCUGGCUUAUGAGGACAGAAUGAAAGAGAAGGACAAACUGAACAGCACGCUGGAGGAGGAAAUGAAAACCUUUAGGCUGCGAGUCCAGGAGGUGGUGAGAGAAAAUGAAGGCUUGCAUCAGCAGUUAAAUCAGAGUAGCCCCGUCACCAGCGAGGAAUGGAGGCAGCUUCAGGCUCAAGCAGAGCUGGUUCUAGAUGAGAACAAGCUGUUGAUAGAGCAGUUGGAGAUUCAGCAAACAAAAGCCAGGGACACCCACCAGGAGCACCUCCAAGAAGUUUCUAAGCUGACUAAACAGCUUGUGCUCCUGGAGGCCAAGACCCAGAGCCAGGAGCAGCAGCUGGUGGAGAGCAAGGAGCAGCUGGGGAGCUUACAGGCCAGAUGCCAGGAACUCAGAGCACAGCUGGACAGCAAGAUCGCCGUAGACGUUCAUACGUCGAUUGUCAAUGAACUAAAAAGCCAGUUGUGGAAGGAAGAAGAGAAAGACAGUGCUGAGAUGGAGGAGCUGCUGGAAAAGCUGACAGCCCUACAGGUGCAGAAGAAGAGCCUGCUUCUGCAGAAAAGCAGCUGGGUCAGCAGAAACAGAGCGCUCGAGGCUGAGCUAGAGCGCAUGCGCAAGACAAACAGGCAAUACCAAAAGAAAAUUGAUGUCCUCAGAAAGCAGGUGGAAAAGGCCAUGGGGAAGGAGAUGUCUGCCCACCAGUACCUAGCACACCUGGUGGGCUUGGCGGAGAAUGUCACCAAGGAACGAGACAGUUUUAAGUAUCUGGCUCAGUGUUUAGAGAGCGAGAAGCACGGAGUCCUCAACAAAAUCCUGAAAGGCAACAUUCGCCUGGGAAAGCUGGAGGAGAGGGUGAAGGAGUACAAGAAGCAGGCAGCAUUGAAGCUGGGUGACAUCCGUCAUCGCCUGGCGGAGCAGCAGGAGGACUUUGCUGGCAAAGCAGCUCAGUACCAGAAGGAGAUGAGGUACCUGCAACGGAUGCUGCAGGAAAAGCAAGAAGUCCUGGAUGAGGCGCUGCAGCAGAAAAGAGAAAUGGAAGGUGAGCUUGAAAUGGUUCUGGAGUCCACUGCCAAGGAAAACCUCCGGAUGCGAGGCCUUCUCCAGGCCACCCUGGAGAGGGGAGGCACACAGCGCACCAGAGCUUGUGAGGACACUUGCCUCGGUGGCAUCACUCAGGGGGAACUGCUGGUUGGCCACGAUUUCAGCUACGGUGAUGUGCAGCCUCCUCCUGCCACUGCCCGCCAGGAUCUGGGGGACUCUGUGGCAUAGGCCUCCUCUUCUGAGAUGGACUUCCUCCAAGCUGGUGGGUGGCUCCUCUCCGCAGGAGGGCCAGUGUGACAAGCCUGUGGAAGCCACUGAGUGUCAUAGCCAGAAGGAAAUAAACCAGCCCGGCAUCAAAUGCU
Molecule: messenger RNA, 2608 nt
Organism: Peromyscus californicus insignis
Lineage: Eukaryota; Metazoa; Chordata; Mammalia; Rodentia; Cricetidae
Gene: Cep89
Product: centrosomal protein 89
Exons: 19
Coding region: 96-2474 (792 amino acids)
Biological process (GO): mitochondrion organization; cilium assembly; chemical synaptic transmission
Cellular component (GO): centriole; ciliary transition fiber
Source: RefSeq, a predicted model, not a curated record